UAGAACACAGUCAUGGAAUUGUUCAACUGUUCAUCGUCAAGUCCCGCUGAUGAAUAAUUUCCGUUGUUGCAGAUAUUUGGACAUCUUAAAUAAGCAGUAGCGGCAAAUGCUGUUCUAGGACAGCAAAUCCAAGGAUGGACGAUCAAGGUGAAGAAGCACCAUGUGAAAUCGUGAUCGAUCAGAAACAGGACUCAACAUCGAAACAACGUACUAAGCGCAAAAAGAGGAAAAAUAAAACUGAACGCGCUAGUGGCAUAAUCGGAGGUGCGCAGCAACCUGAGGUAAGCCAUUCCAAGAGUGACGUAAAGCAAACAAAAACCAGUGAAGGUCCAUCACGAACAAGAGAUGGACAUGACAAUAAACGUGAUGUCAGUGCCAAGUUAAAGGACAGCGGUGAGCUUGAUCUAAAGACUUCCGGCAUCGGGCGAAGAAAAAAGCCUCUCGACAAUAAUGCCACGUACCUGUACACACCGCCUCACAAACGAGAAGAGCAGCAGAUGCUGCCAUCUGGUGUUAGGCGAGCCAAGAAGAAACAGACGGUCAGCAGUCGACUCACUGCCCCGCCCAGCAGCACGUGCGCAGCAAACAAACCGGCAGAUGCAGGUGCGGGAACUACUUCCCGUGUUGCCGUCGAAGAUGCAGCGGUCAAUAGAAGCAGUCAGAGGCUGCCACAGUCACCUAUUCAGGCACCAACACUGCCACCGGAUCGUGAAGCAGUGAAAGCUAGAAAGGCUGAUAGGUUGGUAAUGGUAGCAAAGGAUUCUGACAGUGAGAUUGAACCGAUGUCACAGCAGCGACACAAACCCGCUGAUCAGAAUGUGGUCGCUAAAAAAGCCAAUAAAUCUGCAAAGGCUCUUCACAUGGAUAAGCAAAUGACGUCGCAGCAGCAACGUCAGCCGUUAGUAGCAUCGAUACAAAUGUUGCAGCAGAACGUUGCUUCUUGUAAAGGGCCAGUGAUAACCUUGGACCCAGCUGAGGUGCUAGAUGAGACAAAACCAUCUGCAGAAGUGCUAGAGAAACUUGAAAAAGAAGGCCUUUUUCCACUGAAGAAGAAGUCGAUGAGGUUUCCUAGAGCCCGAUACUAUUGUCGUCUCUGUGAGUAUCAUUGUGAUUCUGUACAAAUCUCCAUGAAACACAUCAAGGAGGCAAGACACCAACGUCAUAGCAAGUGGAAGCACGACGAGUACUUCCUCAAGCACUUGCCAGCGGCGUGCGACAUACAUCUUUCCUCGCUGGAUACAGUGCUGCUUCGCACUGCUGCGGAGAAAGCUCUGCGCACCGCGGGGUGGGCACGAACACAGGCUGUACUCGCCCACGUCCGCAGUGUCGUACACGCAGAGAUGUCAGGACUGCAAUGCAAUCUUUAUGGGACUGCUGCGAGUGGAUUCGGACUUGAGACGUGUGACGUCAAUAUCAACAUAAGAGUGCCUGAUGAGAAGGAAGCUCCUACCUGCCUUAUUAAGGCACUGGAUGUUCUACAGAAGUCCGAUGUGUUCCGCGACGUUCGCAGUCAUUUUAGCAGCAGAGUUCCGCGCGUUCUCUUCGUUGACGCCGAGCUCGGGCUCAGUGGCAGCGUCAGCGCCACCUGUGAGGCUGCAGCUCUCACGUCUCAGCUGCUGGAGGUGUACAGUAGAAUCGAUCCACGCUGCAAGCAGCUCGGUGUGCUGUUCCAAAACUGGGCCAGGGUGUGUGGAGUUGACAAGCAGGACUUAGGCACAUUGCCACCUCAUGCCUACAGCAUCAUGACUGUCUACUUCCUGCAGCAGUUACAGCCACCCGUCCUACCAGUCCUACACGAGAUGCCAUAUGAAAAGACUGAUAAUGAAGAAAAUUACCCAGAUUUCCUGAGCGAUCCUGCAAUAGUG
This is a messenger RNA of Priapulus caudatus, 1865 nucleotides long. RefSeq names its product terminal uridylyltransferase 4-like. Lineage: Eukaryota; Metazoa; Priapulida; Priapulimorpha; Priapulimorphida; Priapulidae. Gene Ontology annotation, molecular function: RNA uridylyltransferase activity. The record is from RefSeq and is a predicted model, not a curated record.